Messenger RNA from Mus pahari (shrew mouse), 1505 nucleotides. RefSeq names its product centromere protein W (gene Cenpw). Gene Ontology annotation, molecular function: protein heterodimerization activity; DNA binding. The record is from RefSeq and is a predicted model, not a curated record. NCBI's taxonomy places the organism in Eukaryota, Metazoa, Chordata, Mammalia, Rodentia, Muridae. The transcript is spliced from 3 exons. Bases 47 to 307 code for a protein of 86 amino acids. Gene Ontology annotation, biological process: chromosome segregation; mitotic cell cycle; kinetochore assembly. Gene Ontology annotation, cellular component: nucleoplasm; kinetochore.
GGUGUCGCGUCCGUCUGCGGUGAGCGGCGGCCCUGAGAUCGCGAGGAUGGCGCCCUCCACCACAGUCACGAGGCGGGUAAAGCGCAAGGCGCCCCGCGCCUUCCUCAAGCGCACCCUCAAGCAGAAGAAGCCGCACCUAGGCCUGGGGAGGUGCUGCGACCUCCUGAUCCAUUUGAAUUGCCUACUUUUUGUUCAGCGAUUGGCAGAAGAGUCCAGGACAAAUGCUUGUGAAAAUAAAUCUGGAGUUAUCAAAAAGGAUCAUAUACUGGCUGCAGCAAAGGUAAUUCUGAAGAAGAGCAAAGGUUAGGGGUCAACAUGUGCUUAAGCAUUAUAUGAUGUAUUAAGUCGUAACAGAUCAAAGAAAUACUUUGUAUGUAUCAGUUUAUAUUGUGGUUUAUUAAAACACUGAGGAAUUAUGCUUUAUUCAUUAAUGGCUUCUGAGUUUCUUUUGUGUUGCUGUGUUGUUGCUUAGUGUAUCAAAAAUGAAACCAUGCUGUAUUGAAUAGCUUGAAGAGAUGUGUACUCCUUCGACUAAAGUUUAUGUCUUUGAAUUUAACCAGAAUUAUGUAGUGAAUUUAACUUCUAAGAAAGCAAUGUACAGUAAAAUCUGGGUACAUUUUAAAUAUGUUAAUAUUGCAUGAAUUCACAAAACACUAGUUUUUUGUUACACUAGUAGUAAUAGUAAAAUUUCUCAACUAGAAGAUUGUAAGCAUCAACUAAAGUUUUUACAAACUUGUUUCCAUCUAUAAGCCACAAACUAGAAGAUGUGAAUCAAACUGACAUGUUUUCUUCAGUCGUGGAAUUUAGUAGAUAAGACAUUUUCCCAUGUCAUUCUUUUGGAAGAUUACUAUAUAAUAUUCAGUUUUCAUUUUUGUUCUGAGAUAAUUCAGAUAGUAUAUGAAGUUACAAAGCUAAUAUAAACAUACAUUCUACACUAAACACCCAGUUUCCUCAAUGCUUAUAUAGAAUAUAUAGUGCAAUAUAUCAAAAGCAAGACUUUGGUAAUUGGAUCAGUAUAUAUGUAGCUCUGUGCUAUUUUAUCAUGUGUACAGAUUUAUGUAAUUAUAUGUGACCAAUAUAUAGAACUACUUCAGUACCACAGAGGUCUUGUUGAUUUAUACUCUACCAUGUCCUCUACCAGUCUGCCACCCUAACCGGCUUUUCUCCAGCUCUAUAGUUUUGAGAAGGGAAGCAUGUCAGAAAUAAGCAUUGGAGAUGGUUUCACUCCGCGUAACACCCUUGUGUUCUGUUCACUGCCGAGUGUGGAUGCACCAGAUUUUGUAAAGCUGGUUUGCCUAUUGAAGAGCAUUUUGCUUUGUUGAAUUUGGGGAUUGCUAUAAAUAAAAUUUCUAUGAAUGAUUGUAAACAUUUUUUUAAAUCUGUAUAAGUUUUCACUUUUUUUUUUCUAGGAAAAAUGCCUAGAAGUUUGAUUGAUAGGUCAAAUGGCAAAUCUGUGUUUAACUUAAAAACAAAACAAAACAAAGAAAUAAAAACUACAUAGCUAA